Caenorhabditis auriculariae is the source of this 1509-nucleotide messenger RNA. The record is from the annotation of a GenBank genome assembly. NCBI's taxonomy places the organism in Eukaryota, Metazoa, Nematoda, Chromadorea, Rhabditida, Rhabditidae.
AUGACGUCAUCUUUGACGGGUUACGAUUUGGUGGACAUUGGAGCGAAUUUGGGGCAUCCUUCUUAUAAGAAUGAUAUUGAGCAAGUGAUCGAGAGGGCCCAGAAAGCUGGUUCGUAAUGAAUCUCUAUUAAAAAUCGUUUUUUUUAAGAUUGAAAAUUAAAAAAAAAAAAUUUUCAAAUUAGGAAGAUGUUCAGCGUUUUGCAGAGUUUUAAGCAUAAGUUGGAAUUGGAAAUUUUUAAAAAAAAACGGCAAAUGUUUUUUUUUUCGCUGGCUUUAUCAGUGGAGCGCACUCUAGCGUUUUUUUCACCGGCUCAACUUUCACAAAUGUUUCUCUAUAUUUUUCAUGAAAAAAAAAAUUAAUAUUAACCUUUCUCGAGCAGAAAAAGGUAAAUGAACUUAGAAGCACAUAUAAAUGAUUUUCUAAGUUUGGUUAUUUUCUUUCAAAUCUCAAAUUUAUGCAAAGAGAAAAAAUUUGAAGGUGUGAACAAGAUAAUGAUAACUGGGACAAGCGAGAAAUUGAGCAAAGAAGCCGCGAAGUUGGCCGAAACACACCCCGGAUUCUUUUAUUUCACGGCCGGUUUGUCCCAAAAAUGUUUUCCGUGGAAGAAUCCGACUUUUUGAAGGAGUUCAUCCUCACGACGCCAAAGACUUCAAUGAAUCCACUACAGCUACUCUUAGAGAGCUUUUGGUUACUUUUUUCUCGAGAAAAAUUGAUUUUGAACAAUUUUCAAGAAACACGACCAAUGUGUCGCGGUUGGCGAGUGCGGAUUGGACUAUAAUCGCAAUUUUUCGCCUCAAGGCGUCCAACGGGAUGUUUUCAGGAAACAGGUUUGUUAUAUAUAAUUUAUAGGUACGUUAUAAAAAGGUUCCUUCGAUUUUUUUCCUUUUUUUCAUUAAAUCGCAAAUUUCAAAAGCAAGCUUUUUCUUUUGAGAUAAUGUGAGUGGUUUCUGCGAGGUUUUUUUAAAAAAAUUCAAUUUUUGGAAAUUCGAGUUAUUCAAAUCCCCCAGUACUCAUUUUGAUUCCUUGUUGUGAAAAAUGAAAAAAAGCUUAUGAAAAAAAUUUUGUCUGGAUAAAUAAGAUUCCUUUAAAAAUCCACAUGAAGUAGCAAAUUUUUCGGUCCGUGGCAACUUUUUUUGAAUUUUUUUCGAAGUUGAAACAUUUUUUUAUUUAAAACGUAAAAAAAUAUAUUUUUACAGGUCGAAUUAGCCGUGGAAUUGCAAAGACCCCUGUUCAUACACGAAAGAGAAGCCCAUGAAGAUAUGGUCAAAAUUUUAGGCGAAGCUGGCGAAAAGUUGGAAAUUCCCGAGAAAAUGAAGAAAAUAUGAAAGAUUUUGACAGAAUCCCACCAACUGUGAUCCACUGUUUCACGGGAACUGUGGACGAGGCAAAGAAAUACAUCGAAAUGGGCUUUUAUAUUGGAUUGACAGGUUCGAAUCGUAAAAAAAUGAUGGUUAAUUGGAAAGAAAGGAUUUUUUACUAACAAUAUGCCCGUAUUUCAUUAAGAAUGA